Echinostoma caproni is the source of this 408-nucleotide messenger RNA. NCBI's taxonomy places the organism in Eukaryota, Metazoa, Platyhelminthes, Trematoda, Plagiorchiida, Echinostomatidae. The record is from the annotation of a GenBank genome assembly.
AUGAUGAUGAUGAUCGCUAAUGAUGGUGACGACGAAGACGACGAUGAUGAUGAUGAUGAUGAUGAUGGUGAUGAUGCUGAUAAUGAUGAUGGAGACGACGAUGAUGAUUUUGUUGAUGAUGAUGAUGAUGAGGAUGAUGAAGAUGAUGAUAAUGAUGAUGGUGAUGAUGAUAACAACGAUGAUGAUUAUUAUCAUUAUCAUGAUGAUAUCGAUGAUGAUGAUGAUGAUGAUUCCUAUAGAUAUUGCGAUGAUGAUGAUGAUUCGGAUGAUGAUGACGAUACUGUGGAUGCUGAUGUCUUGGAUGAUGGCGGUGAUGAUGAUGAUGAUGAUGAUGAUGAUGAUGAUGACUCGUAUGUUGAGGAUGAUGAUGAUGAUGAUGAUGAUGCUGCUGCUGAUGAUGAUGAUUAA